Notothenia coriiceps (black rockcod) is the source of this 3993-nucleotide messenger RNA. It is a transcript of the gene slx4, whose product is annotated as SLX4 structure-specific endonuclease subunit homolog (S. cerevisiae). The coding region runs from base 284 to 3760 and encodes 1158 amino acids. Lineage: Eukaryota; Metazoa; Chordata; Actinopteri; Perciformes; Nototheniidae. Gene Ontology annotation, cellular component: Slx1-Slx4 complex; nucleus. Gene Ontology annotation, molecular function: protein binding. The transcript is spliced from 9 exons. The record is from RefSeq and is a predicted model, not a curated record. Gene Ontology annotation, biological process: resolution of meiotic recombination intermediates; DNA replication; DNA repair.
GGCUCCUCUCUGGCAGAGGAGCUCCCUGCUGGACGGAGCCUCCACCUGUGAGGCUGACUUCUACACCCCCGAGCUCAGAGAGUUCAUCACCCCCUGGGAGCCGGCGAAGAAGGAUGCAGCCUCCUCCAGCACCAUAACCAGGCCUAUCUCUCCUGUUCUACCUCUGAGUGAAGGAGCUACUGUCACAGGGACCGGGGUCUCCAUUCUUCCAGCCUGCACCCCCCAGACGGCCCCCUCCACCCCAGGGGCGGGGCAGCUUCCAGCAGGCAGCCAGGCUGUCCUGAUGGAUUUGAUAGAGCUGGCUGAAGACGGCGUGACCCUCACUCAGUAUGGUCGCACCGCCCCAGGCCCGAGCAAAGAUAAGAGUGGCAGUCAGAUCACGACCCUCCGUCUGAGCGGCUUUGUCCUAGAGGAGCCUGAGGAGCCGUCCGACCUCGGUGUGAGCGGCUUCCUGCCAGAAACUGCACACACACAUCCAGACGCUCACAUCCGAGCUAGGAGGAGGACGGAUCCUUCAGGGACCGAUCAGGAGCGCCAAACAGCAGCACAGAGCAGACUGACCUCAGAUCUGAGCAGCAUGGUGAACAACCCUCAGCUCAGCGACCUGCAGCUGCAGGUGGACAAUGGAGACGUCUUCUUCGCUCAUUCCUUCAUGGUGUACGCUCGAUGCCCCCUGCUGGCUGAAAUGGUACAUGAAAGUGGUUUUGGGGUACAGGAGGAGGGGUCUCCUGCAGCUCAGAGGGUUCUGGUGAACGACGUCCCGGGACAGGCCGUGUUAGCUCUGCUGCAGUACCUCUACACCGCCCGCUGCUCCAUCCCACCGGCCCUUCAGCCUCAUGUCCUGGAGCUAGCAUCCAGGUUUGACCUGCAGGAGCUCCAGCAGCUAUGUGAGCCGGAGGGCUUCCUGAACCAGGAGGAGGACGCCAACGAUCAGAUGCAGCAGACCCUCAACGAGCUGCUGCGCUCCAUGUGGGACGAAGAGGUGAACGAGGGCGGGGACACAGACGGAGGAAGGGAGGAAGAGCGAGAACUGGAAGACGAUCAUCAAGCCGAGGACCUCGCAUCGGGUGACAGAGAAGAGGAGAAGGUGAACGAGGAAGAGCUGGAGGAGAUCUAUGAGUUUGCAGCAACGCAGAGAAAAAGGGAGGAGGAAGACAGCAUAGAGGAGGAAGAGGAGGAGAAGGUAGAAGAGGAAGAAGGUGGAGAUGAUGUUUUCGCCGAACUAACAGAACCUGAAAAAGGCUCAGCGGGCUUCAACGAAAAAGAGCAUUUGCAACCGGACCCCAGCCUGGAGCGCAGCUACAGCCGCCUCUUCUCCGACUCCUGGGGGGUCUACGAGGAAGACCCUCCCUCCGUACCCUCCACAUCCGGCCUCGCUAGAACACACACUCCUCAAGCCCCACAAUCCCCUCAUAUACCCUCUCUUCACCCGUCCGGAAGAACUUUGCUCCAGUCUUCAGUGAGUGGUGUGGAGGACCUCUCCCACAGUGCCCAACCCAGCACCUCCACCCUGCCCAUCCCGGGUCUGUCUCCUGGGCUCGGGGGGGGCGGAGAAGAGGGGCAAACUUUGAAUCGAGAAAGCCAAGGUCGGCGUAGUAUUCCCGUUCCCCACUCCCUAGUUUCACCUCAGAAAAAUGAGCCUGAGUUAAUAGUUUUGUCAGACUCGAGCGAGGACAUGGAGGUCGUUCUUAUUGCCCGCAGUCCUUCCCCACCUUCCCCUUACCCCGUCCAGACUCACACCACCUACACCCAGAUUAAACCCAAUGACCCCACCCUGGAGAAUAAACAGAGUGGCAGUUUAGAGUUGAGUCCGGAUGGAGAGCCGGGUCAGAGUCCUUCAGAUCUGUUUGGCUGUUCUCCAGAAGUUUCCUGGCUGAUCCCCUCCACGCCUCUCCAGACAAAGAGGGUCUCCACCAGCAGCUCCACGCAGACUCAAAGCAGCAUGUGCAGGACGCAGCUGUUCCCUAAAGCAGACCCUUCCUCCCUCUCAUCCUUCUCUCCCCCUGCUUUACCUUCUAACGACAGACCGCACACCUCCAACAGUCCAACCAGAGCUUCAUCUCGCGUUAGCCCGACGGAGGCUAACGCGUUAAAACUGGACUUCAGUUCUAGAAGAAGCAGCUCUUCUGAUGUGAGUAAAGACAGAGGAGUGUUUGCACUUCCCCUGUCCCAACCUAAGCUCUCCAUCUCCUCAAAGCAGGGUACCCCCCUCCACCUCCAGACUUCCAGCCGGCCUUACAGCAGCACUCCCCUGCACACGGAGCUCCACAAAGCCCCCGACCUCCUGACCACCUCCCCACUCCACAGCAGCUUCGAUAGGAGCUGGACGAGUCAGGGAAAGGACAGGGCGCCAUGUGAGAGCCAGGAGAAGACGGAGCUUGAGAGCUUUCAUCUCUCGCCGCUGUCGGACCCUUCAGAUCCACCCUCGUCUUCCUCUCUCAGAGGCCAUCAGAGACACAGCGAGUCCUCGAGUCACAGCCGGCGCUCUGUCGACAGUCACAGCAAAACAGGGUCUGAGCUGGAGAGGAGGGGGAUGAGACUAGAGGAGGGACAAGGAGAGACGGAGUGCGGAAAUAGAGUCGAUGAAGCAGAAACUGGAGAGGCAGAAGUCGCUGAGUCCAGUUUCAGGCAGAGCUUCAUGGACGAGCCCCCCAUGGCGUUCAACGACUCGUGGGGUCUGGGCGCCUGCGGGGACGAGGACCCUGGCUGCUUCAGUCUGAGGCUGGAGGACAGCGGGGCGUCCAGCCAGGGAAAAUACCCUCCGUCCUCCACCGAGCGGCAGCAUCCCCCCCCCAGCCUCAGGCCCGCCCCCUCUUCAUCCAAAUCCACUGCUCAUAAAGACGUCUCCUUCACGCCUUCACCCCCUGAUCCCCCCACCCACAACACACCAGAGAUCGUGAACAGCCUCCUGGACUCUAAAAUAUGGGACAGCUGGGAGGAGGAAGAGGAGGAGGAGGCUCUUCCUCUCUGUCAGAGGCUGAACCCCCCCGCCCAGCUCAAAACACCAGUACCAUCGCGUAAUAAAAGGCGCCACACCCUGGUACCCAUCACCCCCCUGCCCCACUACUCAGACAUGGACACCCCGGAGCUGAAGACCAAACUCAACAGGUUUGGUGUUCGGCCUCUACCAAAGCGCCAGAUGAUCCUCAAACUGAAGGAGAUCCACCAGUACACACACCAGCUGGUCAGCUCCGAGGAGGAGGAGGCGGCCCCCUCGGCUCAGACCAAGCCCCCUCCCGCCUCUUCAGCCUCCUGCAGCCAGCGAGUGCAAUUCAAAGAGCCCCAAGCGCCCGCUGCUGUCUCCCCUGUGAAAGCCGGCAGAGAGGAGGCGGAGCUUCUGUCGGCCUCCCAAGGCUCCAACACGUCCUCCACCGCCGCCAGCGAGGAGUCUGAGAGGUCCAACCCUGAGCUGUGCCUCUUCUCAGACUCUGACAGUGAUGGCGGCCUCUCUGCCUCCCAGUCAGUGAACCGCCUUCAGGAUCGCCUCCAGGCGGUGCGCUCCUUCAUCCUCUCAGACUCCACCCUCUACAGUCAGAUCCUCCAGUACCAGCCUCUGGUCUUGUCGCAGCUGAAGGAGCGUCUGAAAGCAGCAGGGAUCCGCCUCGCUGCCACCAAGCUGGUGGACUACCUGGACUCUCAGUGCAUCACCUUCACCACGGCCAAGCCGGGACCCCGCGCACCUAGCCGCUGGCGGGGCAAGAAAACUGGUACCGGGGCAAAGGCAGCAGGCAGAAAGAAAGGUGUUGCAGCCAACAUUUGAAAAUGUAUGACUGCAAAGACACUUUGAGAGGUGGCUGGUGUUAUUUAAGUGCUUUGAACAUUUGUCUGAAAAUAACUGGUAGAAGAGGCCAUGUUUGUUAUGUGAAAGAUGCCUUUUCUUAAGGAUUGCCUUUUGCUUUUACCAUGUUUUUCCAAACCAUUUAAAGACGCCAAUGUUACUUUACGGCAGUAAUUAUUAAGUUGUUUUUUUUUAUAAAAGAAAAUGUUAAUGUU